GAUAGCCUUCACUACCAUUGACCAUCGUCUACAUAUUUCCAACAAUCUCUACAAGUUUAUAACUAUCAAAAUGUCCGACUCUGCUUCUUUCACCUCCGGCCCCUCCCCGGCCAGCUCUACCAGCCAUGGCUACAAGAAGUCCCUUUCCAGCCGGGCAGACCCCAACACCGCUCUCAACGAGCAUCAACCCAUGGCCAACAUCGGCUCCGUAUCAACCUUCUCCCUCCGUUCCAUCCAACAUACAGACCAUGAGGGGCGAGUUAUCACUGAGCCCGACCUCUCAAACCCCACCCGCCACCGCUUCGAGCGCCCACUAGACACCAUUCGGAACUUUGAAGCUGCGAUUGACAGACAUCGCAGGGAAUAUUAAGUUAGUGUGCAUGCAUUAUAAGGGAUAUGGGUAUGGUGUUGAUAUGGAUAGGUGCAUAUUGUAUAUAUGAUGUCAUAUGGGUCGGUUGGAAUGUUAAUAGCGGGCGUUUUGAACGAUUUGAAUUAUGAAUUUAUCUUUUGACUUGAGUCAGUGUCGG
This is a messenger RNA of Aspergillus ruber CBS 135680, 527 nucleotides long. RefSeq names its product DUF2406 domain-containing protein. The transcript has 2 exons. Bases 71 to 370 code for a protein of 99 amino acids. The record is from RefSeq and is a predicted model, not a curated record. NCBI's taxonomy places the organism in Eukaryota, Fungi, Ascomycota, Eurotiomycetes, Eurotiales, Aspergillaceae.